ACUUAUUAAAGAGAUAUUUAAUGAAAAUUUGGACAAUGUUCAUAUUAGCAAUUAUUAUAGUGAGGAUAACGAUAGGAAUGAAGAGAAUGAAGAAGAGAACAUUUUUAAUGAUGGCAUGGAGGAUGAAUGCGAAGAAAUUAAAAUGUUUACAUAUAUUCCAACAUAUAAUACACCUCAAUCAUCUAUUAAUUAG
Molecule: messenger RNA, 193 nt
Organism: Dentiscutata heterogama
Lineage: Eukaryota; Fungi; Glomeromycota; Glomeromycetes; Diversisporales; Gigasporaceae
Source: the annotation of a GenBank genome assembly